Molecule: messenger RNA, 1680 nt
Organism: Chrysochloris asiatica (Cape golden mole)
Lineage: Eukaryota; Metazoa; Chordata; Mammalia; Afrosoricida; Chrysochloridae
Product: outer dense fiber protein 2-like
Exons: 2
Coding region: 1-1680 (559 amino acids)
Biological process (GO): negative regulation of cilium assembly
Cellular component (GO): centrosome; ciliary basal body
Source: RefSeq, a predicted model, not a curated record
AUGGAGAAGCGUACACACGAUGGAAGUCAUUCAGAAGAACUAUUUUUUCAUCUUACAAGUAGAUCAGAGAAAGAACACCUACCGCGGCCUGCCAGUGAAAAUGAUCUCAGCAGCCUGAAGCCGGUUAUCGUAAAUGAAAAGACUGCGCUGGAAGCAACACUGGAAGAAGCUGGAAGAGCAUCCUUUACUGUGGAAUUAGUUUUGCCCUUACUUAAGGACACCAUCGAAAAGAUUAGUUUUGAAAAUGCAGGGGACAGGUUAUCCAGCAUGUUAAUAGAGAAGCUAACUGAUAAUGAAAGUGAAAACUCAAAUCUUAAGGAGAAGAUACUUGAGAAGGAGACAUACAUCCAAGAACUUUCUACUUUGUUUCAGAAUGAAAAGGAAAAUGCUUUGAAAGCAAACCGUUUUUCACAAUCAGUAAAAGUAGUGCAUGAAAGACUACAACUCCAAAUUAAUAAAAAGGAAGCAGAGAAUGAUAAGUUAAAAGAAUAUAUAAAGAGCUUAGAAAUCAAGAUAGCAAAAUGGAAUUUACAGUUAAAAAGGAAUAAGCAUGAGGCUGUAGCAAUCAAAGAGUCAAGUAAACAAAAAACUAUAGCUCUGAAGAAGGCAUCUAAAGCUUACAAACAAAGGAUUAAACAUUUUACAGAAAACACUGAAGACCUUACUUCCCAAAUUAGAGACCAGGAAGCCAAGUUGUCUGAAACAAUUUCAGCUUCCAAUGCCUGGAAAAGUCAUUAUGAGAAAGUUAUAAUAGGAAAAACCGAAUUGGAAGUUCAGAUCGAAACACUAAAGAAGCAAAUCACUAAUCUUUUGGAAGACCUUAAGAAAAUGGAAGACCAUGGGAAAAAUUCAUGUGAAGAAAUUCUUAGAAAACUUCACUCUAUUGAAUAUGAAAAGGAAACCCUCAAUCUUGAGAAUACAAAAUUAAAGACCACACUUGCUACUUUCAAGGAAAAGGCUGCUUCUGUUGAAAAUGAACUUUCAGAAUUGCAAGAAGUAGAAAAUCAGCAGAAAACCCUUAUUGAAGUAUAUAAAACUCAGGUACAGAAAUUGCAAGCAGCAGCUGAAAUAGUGAAAAGCAGAUGUAAACACUUACUACAAGAAAAUAAACAAAUAAUAAAAAAUAAAAAUAAAAAAUUAGAGAAAGUUGAUGGAAAUCAUAGUCUUCUGACAAAGCUUUCUCUGGAAGAGGAAAAUUAUCUUAUUCAAUUGAAGUGUGAAACCCUUGAACAAAAAUUAGAACAGAUGGAUGCAGAAAACAAAGAGCUUGAAAAGAAGCUGGCAAACCAAGAAGAAUGUCUGAAGCACAGCAAUGUUAAGUUUAAAGAGAAAUCUGCAGAAUAUAUAGCGUUGGCCAGACAGCUGGAAGCUGCUUUAGAAGAAGGUAGACAAAAGGUUUCUGAAGAAAUAGAGAAAAUAUCAUCUAGAGAGAGGGCUUUACAAAUUAAAAUAUUAGAUCUGGAAACUGAGCUUAGAAAGAAAAAUGAAGAACAAAGUCGCCUUGUUUGCAAAUUUAACAGUAAAGUCCAACAUCAGGAAGUAUGUUUGAAAGAAAUACAACAUAAUCUUGAGAAGUUGGAGAAUGAAAAUGAGAGUAUGAAGAAUUAUUUGCAGUUUCUUAAAACUUCUUAUGUAACUAUGUUUGGGCGAAUUGUUAAAUUUGUUUUCUAUUUAUGGUAG